AUGUGGGUGCUGGCUGUAGGCGUGCUGCUCAGCGCCACGGGCACAGGUUCUGCCCAGUUGAUCCUUACCGCAACAGAUGUAGAAACAACUAACUGUAACAAAACUGUUGUUUUACCUUGCUAUGUGACUAACCUCCAGGAGAAGAAUGAAAAGACCAUGAUUGUUUUGUGGAAAAGACAAGGACAAGAUAUAUUUUCUUUUGAUGGAGCAAACCAGCAGAUUUUCAGAGAUGCAACAGUUCCAUCUGCUAACUUGGUCUCGCAGGCGGAUUUACGUAAGGGUAUUGCAUCCCUCAUGCUUAACACUGCAGAAGCAGAAGCUGGAAAUUACAGUUGUCAAGUAACAGAAUCAAACAGAGAAGGAACAGUAAGAGUGGAACUUAGAAAACAUUCAGGAUCGUGGUUUCUUCUAGUGGAAAGAGCUAUCAUCAUAGUGUUGCUGUUCUUAAUUAUUGUUUUGUGUUUGGCUCAGUUAAGUGUUGUUGCAUUUAAAUAUGAAAUAGUGCUUCAGAAGAAAGUGAGCAUUGCUGUAGCAGGUUUCAUCUUCACAGUUGCUGCUGUUAUAGGCACUGUUCUUUUUGUCCAAGAUGGCUUCGCUGCACAGAAUCAGGCUGGGCUUGGCCUCAUUGUAAUCCCUGCUGUGAGCAUGGUACCACUCCAGUACUUUAUUUUUAGAAUUGUUUUUGAUAGUCUACCACAAGCAACAUUUGCUCUGAUAGGAUUGCACAUUCUCGGUUAUGUAAUUGCUGUGGUUGGUUUUGCACUGUGUGUCUCAGCCUGUCCUCCUUCACAUGGGUCUAUCUUGAUUGCUGGCUUAGCUAUUAUGGCUAUCACAAAUUUGCUGAGCCUGGCUUACGUGUUUAUUAUGGGUUCCAGAAUGAAAGAUCAUCCUCGUCCAGGGAAAGCUGUAGAAGAACCACUAAAUGAACCGAGGAGCUAUGUGAUGUGUGAAAAGUACACCGAUGUUGGUACACCGUGGCCUUGAAGAUGCACUACUCAACAAGAAGAAAUUCAGGAAAACUAGUUGUUGUGCAUG
This is a messenger RNA of Indicator indicator, 1035 nucleotides long. RefSeq names its product CD47 molecule (gene CD47). Gene Ontology annotation, biological process: positive regulation of phagocytosis; positive regulation of inflammatory response; positive regulation of cell-cell adhesion. Gene Ontology annotation, cellular component: extracellular exosome; plasma membrane. Lineage: Eukaryota; Metazoa; Chordata; Aves; Piciformes; Indicatoridae. The transcript is spliced from 10 exons. The record is from RefSeq and is a predicted model, not a curated record. Gene Ontology annotation, molecular function: thrombospondin receptor activity. Bases 1 to 984 code for a protein of 327 amino acids.